Messenger RNA from Lagopus leucura (white-tailed ptarmigan), 798 nucleotides. RefSeq names its product adenylate cyclase type 6-like. The annotation marks the transcript as partial. NCBI's taxonomy places the organism in Eukaryota, Metazoa, Chordata, Aves, Galliformes, Phasianidae. The transcript has 7 exons. Gene Ontology annotation, biological process: adenylate cyclase-activating G protein-coupled receptor signaling pathway; adenylate cyclase-inhibiting G protein-coupled receptor signaling pathway; cAMP biosynthetic process. Gene Ontology annotation, molecular function: adenylate cyclase activity. The record is from RefSeq and is a predicted model, not a curated record.
UACUCCAAGAAGGUCGAUAACCGCUUUGGGGGUUACGUGGGCUGCGCUCUGCUCGUCUUCUGCUUCAUCUGCUGUGUGCAGCUCAUCAUCUUCCCCCUCUCCCCACUGAUGAUCGGUGCCUACGUUGGAGCCUUCCUCCUCCUCUCCUCCAUCCUCUUCAUCUGCGCCGUGCAUUCGUGCAUCACCCUGUUCCCCCCCGUGCUGCAGCGUUUGUCCCGUGCCAUCGUCCGCUCCCGCACCCGCAGCACCGCCACCGCCGUCCUCGUCGUCGUCCUCGUCUUCAUCACCGCCUUUAUCAACAUGUUCUCCUGCAGUCGGGUGCCGCUGCGGGACUGCGCCGCCCGCGCCCUCAAUGUCAGCCCUGCCGCCGUGGGGCCCUGCGAGCUGCGCGCCCUCAACAUCUCACUGGGAGCCCCUCCAGGGCUGUGCCGCCCGCAGGGGGGGGACUGCGACUUCCCUGAGUACGCGACGCUCGGCGUGGUGCUCAGCCUGCUGGCGGCCGCCGCGUUCCUGCAGCUGAGCAGCGCCGGGAAGCUGCUGCUGGGGGCGGCGCUGGGGGGCGCCUACCUGGCGCUGGCCGAGGGGCCGCACGCCGCGCUCUUCGACAACGCGGAUCUGCUGCUGCUGGCGCACGCGCUACCCUCCUUCAACGGCACCCAGGGGGAAUGCCCGGUGGAGGGGAAGGUGGCUCUGCGUUACGUCACCCCCGUGGUGCUGGGGGUCUUCGCCCUGGCCCUGUACCUCCAUGCACAGCAGGUGGAGUCCACAGCGCGCCUCGACUUCCUCUGGAAGCUGCAG